CCCCCUCGACUCUGUCUAUUACCACCGGGAGCUGCUCUGCCACUCCCUGGACAAGCUGCGAGUGGACCUGCUCACUGUCACCUCGUGCCACGGCAUGCUGGAGAAGCGGGAGCCCCGGCUGGACACACUAUUCCCAGACAACACAACCAACAGGCCACACGUGUUCCUUGGGGCAAAAGUGUUCUUCCUGAGCAGCAGAGUCCACCCAGGAGAAACACCCUCCAGCUUCGUCUUCAAUGGCUUCCUGGACUUCAUCCUGCGGGAGGAGGACCCCCGCGCCCAGAUGCUGCGGCGGAUGUUCGUCUUUAAGCUCAUUCCCAUGCUGAACCCCGACGGGGUGGUGCGAGGCCACUAUCGGACCGACUCCCGUGGGGUAAACCUGAACCGCCAGUAUCUCAACCCCGACGCCGAGCUGCACCCCGCGGUGUACGGGGCCAAAGCCGUCCUCCUCUACCACCAUGUUCACAGCCGCAUCCUGCCAGGCUCUCCUGACUGGAGGACGUACGUCUCCCCGCUCGGCACCAGCUCGCUAAGCACAAAACCUUCCAACCAUUCCGUCCGCAGCAGCGCCCCGUCCCCGGAGACAGCCCUGUCGGAGCUAGAGAAAGCCAAUAACCUCCGCAACUCACCCGGCACCUGGCGUGCCGGCACCUACUUCGGCCACUCUCAGGAAUCCCGGCUCGCAGGAGCGCCUGCCGCUGAGCUGGGCGGCAAGGACCACGCUGUCUGGAUCCUCCCUUCAGGCCGCACCGCGGAGCACCGUGAGGAGGAAGCCAGGAGGCCUUCGCCAGCACCUCUCCCUGAAACCAUCCUGCCCCAGGACAGCGGGCUGGCCUACUACGUUGAUCUCCACGGGCACGCUUCCAAGCGUGGGUGCUUCAUGUACGGCAAUAGCUUCAGCGACGAAAACGAUCAGGUGGAGAACAUGCUGUUCCCCAAACUCAUCUCCCUGAACUCGCCCCACUUUGACUUCACGGGCUGCAACUUCUCGGAGAAGAACAUGUACGCCAAAGACAAGCGGGACGGGCAGUCGAAGGAGGGCAGCGGGCGGGUGGCCAUCUACAAAGCCUUGGGGAUCAUCCACAGCUACACGCUGGAGUGCAACUACAACACGGG
Molecule: messenger RNA, 1116 nt
Organism: Balearica regulorum gibbericeps (East African grey crowned-crane)
Lineage: Eukaryota; Metazoa; Chordata; Aves; Gruiformes; Gruidae
Source: RefSeq, a predicted model, not a curated record